This is a messenger RNA of Anolis carolinensis (green anole), 2188 nucleotides long. RefSeq names its product V-set and immunoglobulin domain-containing protein 8. Gene Ontology annotation, cellular component: intracellular anatomical structure. The record is from RefSeq and is a predicted model, not a curated record. The transcript has 6 exons. NCBI's taxonomy places the organism in Eukaryota, Metazoa, Chordata, Lepidosauria, Squamata, Anolidae. The coding region runs from base 311 to 1663 and encodes 450 amino acids.
GAGCAUGACUGCGAUGGCAACUGGGUGGACGCUUUGCCCAUUCAUCUUUGAGGAGUAACUGGCCCGAGAGGGAGUGGCUUGGCAGAGUAUAUCAAAAAGAAGCGUGCCUCCCAGCAUUUUCCACCCAAGACCUCUUCGCCCACUCCACAGUCCAUUCUGGAAAGAUGUCUGGGGCAUGGCGAGCUCAGCUUUUCCUCCUGUGUCUCAUGCCAGGUAAGGGCUCGCGUCAAGGGUGACCACCCCCUCUAAGGUGGUAUAUGUCUUUUGUAUUGCAUGGACGUAUAUUGAAAGUGAAGCAGGAGUUGUUCCCAUGAUCUUACCUGUAUUUAAAUCUCCCCGCACUUCUCUAGCCAUGUUGCCAGCGGUGAGGAUCAAUGCCAAAGGACGGGAAGUGAUCUACUUGGCCAAGGGUCAGUCGGCCCGGUUGGUCUGUCCCUACGAGCUGGAGGCCCACGAUGACGGUCCGGACAGUCUGGACAUCGAAUGGACGCGCAUGAACUCCGAUCCGACCAGUCUAGAUAAUGUGAUCCUCAGCUACCACGACCACAAAGUGAUCUAUCCCGGCGAGCAUUACGUGCAGCAAAGAGGGAGCUUUGGGGCCCGGGAGACAGCGCAGCGGGUGAGUGGCUUCCACGUGGCCAAGGAGAGCUCCGUCCGGCACCCUCUGGGCCCGGUGGCCGAGUGCUGCUCCGGUUUGCAGCAGCGCAUCAACUUUGCCAUCCCCGACCCCAGCCAGUACGACGCGUCCAUCAACCUGCAAGACGUUCAGAUUUCCGAUUCCGCCACCUACGAGUGCAAGGUGAAGAAAACCACGCUGGCAAGCCGCAAAGUCACCAUCAUGGUGCUUGAGAGGCCUUCGGUUCCCAAAUGUUCCAUCACGGGCAAAGUGUCUUUGGGCCACGAAGUCACGCUUUGCUGUGCCGCGGACGCCGGCAACUCCCCUCUGGCCUACCAAUGGUCCCGGGUGGCCGGCCACCUCCAUGGGAACACCAUCUCGGCUUUUGCAACCAAAGGUGUCCAUCCUGGUGACAUCGUCAUUAAGAACCUCUCGCGUGAACAUGUCGGCCUCUACCAGUGCAGCGUGGCCAACAAAGUUGGAUACAGCCAAUGUGUCCUGGAGAUCAGUCUAGCCGACGAUUCCAACCAGUUGGUUGUUGUAAUUGGUGCUGUCCUCGGCUCGCUGCUGUUCUUGAUCCUGCUCCUGUGUCUCACAAUGUGGAUUAUUUACUGCGUCCGGAGGAGGAAAUUCAAGGAAGAAGUCAACCAGAUCAGGGUUGACAGCGCUCCUCCGCGGGGAAGAGGUGGGAGGAAAAGCAACCAACGGCCAAAUCAAAACACUCAACGUGGCAAGUAUGACCUUCCAAAGGAGCAGGAAGAGGUCGAGAUGCUCUGCCCAACAAAUCAAGAUUCCAGGAACACGGAGAGCGAGGUCCAGAACAAGGGCUCCACGUCGGUCACUACAAAGGCCAGAGUCCAUUGCGCCCCGGCCAUUCCUUCCUUGGCACAGUCGCAGUGUCGAGCUCAACCACCCACGAGCCUUGUAGUAACAGAGCGAUCUACAUCUCAGCAGGAUGCGGCUCAGUCGGCGCAUGGACCUUCUGAGCGGUGUGGGGACGCUCGUAUCAUAGUGUCGGCCAAGAGUAGAAAAGACCUAGUUCUCUAAGUCCCUGUAGUGGUGAUUCCCGUAAAAGUUCAUUUUGUGUUGUGGAUUCGUCACGACAUUGUUAUAGCCUGCCCUAUUUCUUUCCAGCAGAUAUACGAGGGUUAUGCAGAAAGUAGAUUACGUUUUGGAAUUAAAAAUGAACAAAGUAUAGGAGAAAACAUUUACCAUAUGCAGUGGAAAGCCACACCCAAAUACCACUUCUCAACAUAGUCGCCAUUGAAAUCUAGGUACUUAUCAUAGCAAUGAAUGAGCUUGGCAACUCCUUCCCCACAAAACUCUGCUGCUUGCGUCCUCAAAAAUUAUAGGAGAAAACAUUUACUAUAUGCAGUUGAAAGCCACACCCAAAUACCGCUUCUCAACAUAGUCGCCAUUGAAAUCUAGGUACUUAUCAUAGCAAUGAAUGAGCUUGGAAACUCCUUCCCCACCAAACUCUGCCGCUUGCAUCCUCAACGCAGCGUUUUGGCAACAAUGCGCAGCUGCGGUAAGAGGUGACUGGCUGGUUGAGGACGCAAGUGGCAGAAUUUA